This is a messenger RNA of Pedinophyceae sp. YPF-701, 1020 nucleotides long. NCBI's taxonomy places the organism in Eukaryota, Viridiplantae, Chlorophyta, Pedinophyceae. The record is from the annotation of a GenBank genome assembly.
AUGGCUUCUGAGGCUGGUAUCGGCGUGGCGAACAUCGUCUUGACGUUCGUCAUCAAUGUCCUCGUCCUGUUAUGCAUCAAACCUCUGUGGCCGCGCGGGAUCGGCCUCCCGUGCUUCGUCACGGGCAGGCCGGACGGAACGCUCCGCACCUCGCCUCGGCACUUCCUCGCCUGGGACCAAAUCGACCCAGCGGGCCUGACUCAGUCGUGGCUUCUACCAGAGUGGGGCCUCGUGGCGUUCCGGUGCUCCAUGGUCCUGACGUGGCUCGGCACCAUGGUCCUCCACGCAGUGACCGGGGGCGGGUUCACGUACGGCUACGCGGACCCGCCGGGGACGUGGAUCAUCUUCUUCACCAACAUCACGUGGGUGGGGUUCUGCGUCGCGUUCUGUGCGGGGUUGUACAACCACCUAAUGAAGGACCUCCAACCCCCCCCCCCGGGGCCCGCGGGCGAGAAAGUCUUCAUCCAGCACGACGGCCCGACGAUCGACGGCAUCGAGACAGGGGCGGGCCCCGUGGACUUGCCACCCGCGGAGGACGCACAAGCAUGUGCGCCGCCGCCGGUGUGGGCGUGGUACCAGAAGGCGUUCAUACUGAUCUGGGUGGUCAUUCUGACGUCGUCGCUGAUGCUGGACGUGUUCUACUGGGCCGUGAUCUACGACGGCGGCGCAGAGUACUGGGAGGUCGCAGGCGCGGCGAAGGAGUUCACAAACGCGAUGCGGCACGCCGUCAACACAGCGCUGCUGUGGAUCGACCUCUUCCUGUCGAAAGUACCCAUCGCGACGUACCACUACCAGCCUGUGCUGUGGUACACGACGGCGUACGCGGUGUGGAUGUGGAUAUACUACGGCGCCUCGGGGGACUGGAUCUACGAGUCUCUCGGCUGGGACAGGGCGUCGUCUCCGGCUUACGUCAUCCUGCUUGUGGUGUUGCUGGCCAUCAGUUUGUUCAUUAAUUUCGGCCUCGUGCUGCUCCGCGACAAGCUCAGCCACGCGUACCACACGCACCGCGGCACCCUCUGA